AUGAAAACUCUGCCAAAAUACCUCACAAGGCACCCAGGGGGAGAUCAGUGGAAUGAGAAUGAUCCGCCGUUCUCCUACAUUUUUGAUGACCUCUGGUCCCCUCCUGUUAAUGAUUUUUCUUACAACCCUGUUCUCGAAUCCCCCUCCGCUCCCCCCACCCCCGACCCUGACCCUGACCCUGCGACUUCUACUUCUCUCGGCGCUCUGUAUAAUAUCAUCGAUGAACAGUGUGAGCAGGGCUCGACAGUUGAGGAGGGUGCCGUGGCAGCGGAUACCCCGGGCCUUGACCUUCACGACGGGAUGUCUGAUAUCACAUCCACAAUCAUCUCCACUGUGGACGAAGACCGAGGACCUAUAACUGGCCCUGAGGAUAGCCUGCAGAAGCCUACAUCUUAUGGCAAAGUCUCGAUGACUGUGAAAUCAAGCCGUGGCAGUCCCCUCAAGUGCAAUUGGAAGCACUGCGAAUACUCAGGUGGAUUUUCUCAAAUGGGGGCCCUGCUACGCCAUAUCAAAACAAAGCACAUCUCCCCGGGUUUAUAUGAAUGUCCCGAGGGAGACUGUCGGAAGUCGUUCAACCGAAAAGAUAAUCUGACUGCGCACAUCCGCAACGUUCAUCGCGCAAACAUUUAA
Molecule: messenger RNA, 630 nt
Organism: Penicillium coprophilum
Lineage: Eukaryota; Fungi; Ascomycota; Eurotiomycetes; Eurotiales; Aspergillaceae
Product: C2H2-type zinc finger protein
Exons: 3
Coding region: 1-630 (209 amino acids)
Source: RefSeq, a predicted model, not a curated record